Esox lucius (northern pike) is the source of this 3839-nucleotide messenger RNA. Its product is annotated as ATP-dependent zinc metalloprotease YME1L1. Gene Ontology annotation, molecular function: ATP binding; ATP hydrolysis activity; ATP-dependent peptidase activity. The coding region runs from base 174 to 2351 and encodes 725 amino acids. Gene Ontology annotation, biological process: protein quality control for misfolded or incompletely synthesized proteins; mitochondrion organization. Lineage: Eukaryota; Metazoa; Chordata; Actinopteri; Esociformes; Esocidae. The transcript has 18 exons. The record is from RefSeq and is a predicted model, not a curated record. Gene Ontology annotation, cellular component: mitochondrial inner membrane.
ACGGCGUUGUUAUUGACCUUUCACGAGAAGCCAUUUUCAUGAGAGAGUAGUUGAGUAACAAGCAUUGAUCUACACAAUAGUAACAAAUAAGAAAACGACAGUGACCAGGAGGAGUUGGUAUAUUCAUUGGCAUCGAGGGUCUGUUUUCACAUACUCACCCUCACGUUGCUGGGAUGAUGUUUUCGUUCCAACCACAGGUAACCAGUCAACUCAUCGGCCAACUCGUCAACGCCCUCCAUUCUCUGAAGAACUCGGCCAGCUCCACAGCAACGGUCACCGCCUCUGUCCAAAGCCUGCAGAAGGAUGUCACACCUGAGCCGGAGCUGUUGCUCACCGAGCCCACCGUGAACCUGAGGGACCUGGGUCUAUCAGACCUGAGGGUGGGUCAGCUGGACGAGCUGCUGAGCCGGCUGCUCCCCUCACAUGACCCAGAGGACAGCCCGGCCGCCCCAACAUGGCGCACGUCCCAUGUCUCUGCACAUUCUUUCUUCCACAACAAACACGGCUUCUCCAACAGAAGCUUGGGCGCUUUUGGAUCGCCAGUGUUCUACAGACCCAAUCAGAGUCCUCUACAAGCAGUCUGUUCAGAGCUUCAAUACUUGCCUGUAUGCAUCCAGAACCGAGGCUUUAAGACAAUGCGGAAGAGCCGUCGUGUGGAGUCAGUUCAGCAGGAGCCAGAGGAACCAGAGGGUUACACCACAGCGUUCAUGAAGGGUCUGCUGAUGAGACCAGACAAAACCCUGGAGGUGGACAGUCUGGACCAGGUGGUAAAGCAGAAGAACCUACCAGCCAACCAGCAAGAUGCCUUCAAGUCUGGGUUCACUGAGGGUUUCAUGAAAUCCCAGGCCUUCACCCAGAGGACCCAAGAUUCACUAAGGCGGACCAGGCUGAUAUUGUUGGUCCUUCUGCUUGUGGGGAUCUAUGGCCUGUCCAGAACCCCAUUUCUCUCCGGUAAAGGGUCCUUUUCUGAUGCUGUAAGGUUCCGUACCACGUCUGGCCUGGACUCCCAAGUGGACCCCGUCCAGGUGAAGAGCGUGACCUUUGAGCACGUCAAGGGCGCGGAGGAGGCCAAGAACGAACUGCAGGAUGUUGUCGAGUUCCUCAGAAAUCCCCAGAAGUUCACCGUUCUGGGCGGAAAACUGCCUAAAGGCAUCCUCCUGAUUGGCCCCCCGGGCACUGGAAAAACUCUUCUGGCUCGGGCUGUAGCUGGGGAGGCCGAUGUCCCAUUCUUCUACGCCUCAGGAUCUGAGUUUGACGAGAUGUUUGUCGGUGUUGGAGCUAGUCGCAUCCGGAACCUCUUCAAAGAGGCAAAAGCCAGCGCACCUUGUGUCAUCUUCAUUGAUGAGCUUGACAGUGUGGGCGGGAAGAGGAUUGAGUCUCCCAUGCACCCCUACUCCCGACAAACCAUCAACCAGCUUCUGGCCGAGAUGGAUGGGUUCAAACCCAAUGAAGGGGUCAUUGUUAUCGGUGCUACCAACUUUGCAGAGGCUUUGGAUAAUGCGCUGGUGAGGCCCGGCAGGUUUGACAUGCAGGUGACCGUCCCGCGGCCGGAUGUCAAAGGUCGCACCGAGAUCCUCAACUGGUACCUUCGGAAGAUCAAAGUGGAUCCCAGUGUGGACGCGGAGAUCAUUGCCCGGGGCACUGUGGGCUUCACCGGGGCGGAGCUGGAGAACCUGGUGAACCAGGCGGCCCUGAAGGCGGCGGUGGAUGGGCUGGAUCAGGUCACCAUGAAGGAGCUGGAGUUCUCCAAGGACAAGAUCCUCAUGGGUCCCGAGCGCAGGAGUGUGGACAUUGACAAGAAGAACAAGCAAAUCACAGCCUACCACGAGUCUGGCCACGCCAUAGUGGCAUACUACACCAAGGACGCCAUGCCCAUCAACAAGGCCACCAUCAUGCCCAGAGGGCCCACCCUCGGUCACGUGUCUAUGCUUCCAGAGAAUGACCGCUGGAGUGAGACUCGUUCUCAGCUCAUGGCUCAGAUGGAUGUCAGCAUGGGUGGCCGUGUUGCUGAAGAACUCAUCUUCGGCGACGAUUACGUCACAACAGGAGCCUCAAGUGACUUUGACGGGGCAACUAAAAUAGCCAAGAUGAUGGUGACCAGAUUCGGCAUGAGUGACAAGCUUGGGGUCAUGACCUAUGCCGACCUGACCAAACAGAGUCCUGAGACCCAGGCAGCCAUCGAACAGGAAGUGAGAGUACUGCUUAAGGACUCCUAUGAACGAGCUAAAAACCUCUUGAAGACCUAUAGUGAGGAGCACAAGACCCUGGCCGAAGCCUUGUUAAUGUACGAAACCCUGGACGCCAAGGAGAUCAAGCUGGUCCUGGAGGGAAAGUCUUUGGACCCUAGAUAACUUCCUGGUUAAGGCCCAAUCUGAGGACCUAAAAUCUCAUGUUUGGGCGGUCGGUUCCAUUUUAAGUUCAAAAGCAGAAUUUGUAUUGAGGAAGACAUGGAAGCGUCUUGGCCACAACAUGUCCAAUGUACACUGAAGUGACUGUGAUUUAAAAUGGAAUCGUCUGUGACUCUGACUUUAUUCUGUAAAUAUGAUGGUGUGCUGUGGAGGUUUUUGGAGACCUUUUUUUCUUUCAGAAUAAUUCUCUCUCAAUGUCAAUUUACAGAUUUAUUUUGUUUUAGAACAUUACCAAAACCUUGUUUUUAAUCCCCCUUGAUUUUGACAUCUCUGUUAAACCGUUAUAUUGCACAGCCCUUUAUGUAUGCCUGCUUCGUCAAAGUGGACAAAGCCUGUCAAUAGGUAAUUUUACAGUAAACUCAAAAAACCACCCUUUAUUGUCGAUACCAUCCUCACCAUGUUCCAAUGGCUUGAAAUCCAAAAUGUUAGCCGGUGAGUUCAGGCCAAUCGGCUCUCUUUCCCAGCUUUAUUAUACAGGCCAAUCGGCUCUCUUUCCCAGCUUUAUUAUACAGGCCAAUUGGCUCUCUUUCCCAGCUUUAUUAUACAGGCCAAUCGGCUCUCUUUCCCAGCUUUAUUAUACAUCUCUGGCAGUUUUGUGCAUCAAUGCCCUUCAAGAGCGGCAACGCAUUUUUGCACCUGGAAAUAUAAAUAUAUUUGUCACUUCUUGAUGCUAAAGGGCUGAGUUUAACGGGUUGUACCCAUUAAGAACCAUGAAAAUCUAAUUGGCCCCAUCAGUCUCACAGAGAAUGCUUUGUUAUUGAUUUGACAGUUUAUUCAUGCUUUAAAGCCUCAUGUAUUUGGUAUGUUAUCAAAGUGAUGAGGGAAAGCAGUUUGAUCUUAUCCUACUAGGCCUCUUGUAUUUUCAUUGAGUAACAUGGUAGUUCUAGACAAAGAUGUAUCAUAUGCUAUAGUCCCUUCAAACAAUACAUUUUUAAAUAGAAUGUAUAAACAGAAUGGCUGUAGCCGAGUUCUGUCCCCCUUACGAUUCAUCUGUAAAUCGUGGGACGUCCAUGGUUUGACUUUUUCUGAGUGUGAAGUCAUUCUACUGCAUUUAGUGACUAGUUGAAAACACGCCUUUUAUGUUUUUACUUGGGUACCCAAAGUGUGCCAGAAUUUAUGUCUAUUUUAAGCCCCUGUGCGGUGUUCUGUUCUGUUUUACCCAGUCAAACCAAUUAGGAUAUUUUCUUCCACAAAAUUAGUGAUUAGGACAUCCCAUCAGCAAAAGAUUGGUCAACUCCAAUUAGUGUUAAAAUAAAAUUAAUAGUGGUAUUGACUGUGUAAAUGCAGACAAAGCAAAAGAAACACGAGGUAGCUUUGUGUACAUGUCUUUGUGUAAAAAAACAAAACAAAAAAAAAAAUGCUAUACUUUAUCUCUUCCUGUCUCUGGGAAUGGAUCUUGUGGAAGCCCAAAUAAAAGUUAUUCUAAAACCA